This is a messenger RNA of Spinacia oleracea (spinach), 751 nucleotides long. RefSeq names its product 40S ribosomal protein S24-1. The coding region runs from base 110 to 511 and encodes 133 amino acids. The record is from RefSeq and is a predicted model, not a curated record. NCBI's taxonomy places the organism in Eukaryota, Viridiplantae, Streptophyta, Magnoliopsida, Caryophyllales, Amaranthaceae. Gene Ontology annotation, molecular function: structural constituent of ribosome. Gene Ontology annotation, cellular component: ribosome. Gene Ontology annotation, biological process: translation. The transcript has 5 exons.
CUCUUUCGCCGUGAAUCCUUGGAGUUGGAAUCAGCCGCAAAUCCUUGGAGUUGGAAUCAGCCGCAAAUCCCUGCACCAGAAGAGAGAGAAAGAGAGUGAAAUUACAACAAUGGCGGAAAAGGCAGUCACAAUCCGAACUCGCAAGUUCAUGACCAAUCGUCUUCUCUCAAGGAAGCAAUUCGUCAUCGAUGUUCUUCACCCUGGUCGCGCCAACGUUUCCAAGGCUGAGUUGAAGGAAAAAUUGGCUAGGAUCUAUGAUGUGAAUGAUUUGAACUCCAUCUUUGUGUUCAAGUUCCGUACUCACUUUGGAGGGGGUAAAUCAACUGGAUUUGGUUUGAUUUAUGAUUCCGUUGACAGUGCAAAGAAGUUCGAGCCCAAGUACAGGCUGAUCAGGAACGGAUUGGCCACCAAGAUCGAGAAGUCCAGGAAACAAAUGAAGGAGAGGAAGAACAGAGCGAAGAAGAUUCGUGGUGUUAAGAAGACUAAAGCCGCAGAAGCUAAGAAGAAGUAAGGAACUAGUGAUGUUGUAUACACUGGUGUGGCAGUUUUCUUUUUGGCGCGUCUUCAAUGGCAAUUGUCCACAAUCGUUUUACUGUUUUGUUGCUUGUUUACCCCAAUUAGUGGUAGUGGCAUUAGUUAAAGAUUACUAGACUAAUAGCAGCGAUUCAAGAGUUUUACUUUAAUCUAUGUCGGAGAGUUCUAUGAAAUUUUUGUCUGGUAAUUUAUGGAUUGUGAUUAAUUUUACCCUUUA